AUGGUUGAUGCAUACCCUGCUGAUUUCUCUAAAGACGUUGCACAGGCAGCCGAAGACGAAGUGGAUAUUGAUAUUGCAGCAGCGUUUAAGGCAUUCACAGAUCCAGCGGUGUAUAACCAGCCGAUCAAAGAGGAUGUGAAAACCGAUCCGACUCUCUCUACCACGAAGGUGGGCCGCAUGCAGAAGUUGUCAAAACUUGAGCUCAACGAACAGCAGUCCAGAACCCUUGUUCUGACCAAUGUGGCAGUCUCUACAACCCGCAAAACCCUCGAGCAGACGUUCUUGGUCCUAAUCAAGAACCUCACUGGGCAGACGAUAACCAUUGUGCACCCUAGUACGCGGCAUGACUACGCAGCCAUAGAUGCCAUAGAGUCGACCACACCCCUGGUGCAGGUGGAUCCAAUCCGCUUCCCUUCUAUCGAGGUCGUCUACUACAGAGGCAUUGAAGUAGACGACCCGUCUAAGGUGGCUACUUGCCUCGAUAAGAAGCUCAUAGCUAUCAGUGGCGGCGGGAGCAAGGCACAGGGAGCGACCAAAUUAGCACUGGUACGAUUCACAAAUGAUACCCUAAUAGAUCUCAUCAUCACACAUUUUUCUGGGCGUAUCAAGAUCGAUGGCCGUCAUAUCUUCAUGUACCCAGGGAAGCUGGAGCACGCCGAGCUCAAGCAACCCCAAAGCAUCUUUAUAAGCGGCCUGACAGACAAGAAGAUGGACAUAGAGCUGUUGCUGGAUUACUUGGAGAAGAAGUACAAGUUCAUUCUUACCAAUUUGCGUAUUUUUAAGGCGGAGGGCACAUCUGAACGGCGUAGCUUUUGCAUAGUUGAGCUGGACAAAUCCUGCUGGCCUUUAGACAAUCGAAUAUGGCUUACGGAAGACACCAUUCCCGACACGGAGGUAACCUUCAAGAUUAUGAAGUGCGUGAGUGAGAAGAAGGCUCAGAAGCGCAAGGAGAAGAGCAUUCGUAGCGAGAAAUUCAGACAAUCACGCAUGGGCCAGAAUCAAUUCAUAGAUCGGCAACAACGGGACGGUCCUGCAAUUCUGCGAACAAUGCAAAACAAGUAUCGCGACCAGACUGAAAGGGCACAGCGUUCUCGCGAAGAUGAGCGAGCAGCACGGAGUACGUUCAAUUCCACUGGCCCAGCCAGAUCCGUAAGGCCUGUAGAGAUGAAGGCUCCGCGGGACCCUUCAAAAAAGCCCAGGUGGACCCCAGAGCAGCGCAGUGCAAGAGCUGCCACAUCUGGCAAUGCUGGCCGAGCGUAG
Giardia duodenalis is the source of this 1260-nucleotide messenger RNA. RefSeq lists its product as uncharacterized. The transcript has a single exon. NCBI's taxonomy places the organism in Eukaryota, Fornicata, Diplomonadida, Hexamitidae. The record is from RefSeq and is a predicted model, not a curated record. The coding region runs from base 1 to 1260 and encodes 419 amino acids.